This is a messenger RNA of Hyposmocoma kahamanoa, 758 nucleotides long. RefSeq lists its product as uncharacterized. The record is from RefSeq and is a predicted model, not a curated record. Bases 110 to 460 code for a protein of 116 amino acids. NCBI's taxonomy places the organism in Eukaryota, Metazoa, Arthropoda, Insecta, Lepidoptera, Cosmopterigidae. The transcript has 3 exons.
AGCUGUACUGCGCAUGUUUCUCAAUCAUUCAACAACAAGCUUACAGAUUAUCGAUUUUUCAUACGCAGAAUUUGUAUAGAACGGGACACGGCAAUACGUAAUAAUAAAAAUGUUCCGUGUAUCUGUGUUGUUUGGUUGGUAUAUCAUUUUAGCUUUGUACGGAGCUUGCAAAAGUGCUGCUGAUCAAACACCAGUGACAUUUUCUUUUAAGGAAUAUCAGUAUAAGGAUUCACCGAAAAACGACAUGACUUUCAGAGAAUUUGAGUCAGCAUGUGAACAAAGCAGUGCUUGUAGCCAUUUAAGUGGUUUGAUAAAGACUCGUUGUAUACGAGAAUGCGUUUCACCAUCAUGUUACAGGGAACUUUAUCAGGCAGACCCGCUUGAAGAAGGGGAAAUUGAUGUACGACUGAAUUCUUUCAAGGGCUGUUUCAUACAGAGAAGUGGACGAACGAGAAAUUGAUUUCAUCCAAGGGUCGUUACAGCUAUGAUCUUGUGCGGCAGUAAAAUUUAUAAAAUUCGUCGAAAAGUACAAUUUGUUUUAAGAGUAAGUAAGUACGAAAAUAGUUUAAAGCAACAUUUAUUACGGGAAAAGAAAAUCAAUAAAUUGAUUUUUGUUCUAGCUUCUCGAUAAAACGUCAUUGGCUUCCUGGGAACCUUUUUUAUAAUCGUUUUAUAUUCCAGAGUAAAGUCGCCCGAAAUUUAUAUAAUAUCAAUUUUUGAUAAAUAUUAGACAACAUAGUGCAAUUAGAAAGAUUGAA